UUUGACAUUUGAGGAAUGAGAAACUCAAGAAAAAUAGCAAAAUUUAGCAAUAUUUGGUAAAUAAAACGUACAUAUUGACGCAAGUGCGGUAGCAUUUUGACUGAAUCCGAAAUCUUUAGAGGUUACUGGAUAGAAAUGAAACAAUGCGUACUGUUUGUAAAAAAUAUCUGAUGAGCCGGAACAGUCUGGUUUUGAAUUAUCCAAUAAGAUUUCUACAAGUACCGGGUUUCGACGACAGAAAAAACGAUGUGAUCUACUGUCGGCCAUUACACGUUCAACAAUGUGUCAACAAUUUGGCUAUAUUUUUUCCAGGGGAUGUACAGGAUUUUACCGAGAACAUGCUGUCACACAGAGAUAAUAAAAAUCACAAAGACUGGAGCCUAGACAAUACGGCAUUCCUUAUGCAAAAAAAGUUCCCAAACUGUCAUAUUGUAGUCAUUAAACCUUCCAGGAUGGAUUUUAAGACAUUCAGUUGCUUUAAGAAUUUUGUCGAAAGUAGUGAUUUAGGAGUUCCAAACCACACUCCCGAUUUUAACUCAUUACUACAUUUAGAUCAGUUGAUCAAGAAUUUAGGUAUACAGCUUAAAAGUGUUGAUCAAAAUGCACUGAAAAAGUUAUUAGAUAUUUCGAAAACAGCUGUGACGAUCUCCCCAAAUAGAUGUGGUGCGAUUGACGAAAAAGACUCGCUAGACAUUUCGUAUUAUACCAAUCAAGAUAUUUCAAGUUCGAAAAUAAAAUUGAUAGGGUUCAGUAAAGGAUGUGUGGUUCUAAACCAGUUUGUACACGAAUUUCAUACAAAGAUUGAGCUGGAGAAAAACAAAAAUGAAUUGGGUGUUAUUUCCAGAAUUAAGGAUAUGUACUGGUUAGAUGGAGGUCAUUCUGGUGGACAAAAUACCUGGGUUACUGAUGGAAAAAUAUUGGGAACUUUGGCAAAAAUGGGAAUUAAUGUCUUCGUACACGUAUCUCCAUACCAAAUAGAAGACUAUCGGCGCCCGUGGAUUAAAAAAGAAGAAAGAAUAUUCAGCGAAACUCUAGCUAAAUACGGAUGUAAAAUUGAGAGGCAGUUACAUUUUGAGGAUAUACCUCCUAGUAUUACGACACAUUUUGACAUGUAUAAUGUCUUUAAAAACCCCUAAGUAUUUUCAAGUGAUAUACAUAUAUUCCAUAGAACACAAAUUUGAAAAAUACUAACAUGGCAAAAAAAGUGGCAUCGGGGUAGCCUUUGUUGAUUCAAAGACUACUAUGACGCCAUUUUUUUAGGGUCGUAUGGUACUUUUGCAUUUUCAGAUAUUUAUCAUAAUAAUAAUAAUGGCGUGACUGUUGUUUUUAUAUAUUUCUAGAAAAAAAUCAAUUUUGAUUAUUGGAACCCUCUUAGUUAAAAUAGUUGUCAUACUGUGAUUUAUUCAUAUAAUUUAACUAUUAUUUUUUUAUUAUUCUUAAGUUUAGAUGAAAUUUAACUUAAGACCUUAAGUUGUAGAACGAAAGUUUAAAGAACGAUUUUAGAUUGUAAGAUCUACUUAAUUUUAAUUUUUUAUUACUUAAUCAAUAAAAUAAGCUUAAGUUAUUAUGUCACAAACAGGAAGUUGUUAAAUAUAUUAGGUGUUAUUACUAAAGUCUGUCCACGGAGAGGACACAACAGUUGUAGUUUGUCAUUUUUAUUUAGAGAUAAAUUUGUGUUUUCUGUCAUCUUUUGGAUGUCAUCUGUCGUAAUCUUUCCUGCCUCACAGACUUGAGUUACUUUUUCAAUUUAUUGUGUUGUUCAUAAUUUUAGAUAAUAAUUUAAUUUAGCCUAAGUAUUUUAAUACUAUAUUUAUUUAUUACUAGAAAUAUAUUAGAUGUAUAAAAUAAAGAAUCAAUCUCCGAAAUGAC
Sitophilus oryzae (rice weevil) is the source of this 1869-nucleotide messenger RNA. RefSeq names its product UPF0565 protein C2orf69 homolog. The transcript has 7 exons. The record is from RefSeq and is a predicted model, not a curated record. Gene Ontology annotation, cellular component: mitochondrion. NCBI's taxonomy places the organism in Eukaryota, Metazoa, Arthropoda, Insecta, Coleoptera, Curculionidae. The coding region runs from base 144 to 1136 and encodes 330 amino acids.